UUCUCUUCCUCCCGCCACUGGUGACUGGACCGAUGAAGGACGCGAUGGCCACCCCCACCUCCGCAUCCGCAUCCCCGCCCCCGUUCUCCGCUCAGCAGACUGAUCCGUCGCAUGCGGAGAAGGAUGGCGUGCUCGAUCAGGAAAUGCCAGUGCCUGCACCUACGUCCUCGCAUGCUGAGGAGGCCGAGCCAAGGAUUGGGAAGGUGAAGGGGAUAUGCUUGACCGCGGUCUGUGCGACGGCGAUGCUCAUGAAUGUCGCCACGAAUAACGGGGUCACCAUUGCUCUGCCCUCGAUUGGGAAAGAGUUGGACUUUGACGAGAGCAAGUUACAGUGGCUUGUGUCGGCGUACUCGUUGAGCUCGGGAUGCCUGCUCCUCGUGCUGGGCAGGCUUGCCGAUCUAUAUGGCAGGAAAAAAUUGUUCACGAUGGGCUCCUUCUGGCUGUUUGCACUCAGCUUGGGGUGUUCCUUCGUUGAUGACCCUUUGACGCUCAUGAUCUUACGUGGGAUUCAGGGUAUCGGCGGGGCGGCUAUCGUCCCCUCAGCGAUUGGCAUCCUGGCUCGGGCCUUCCCUCCAGGCAGUCGCUCACGAUCUAUUGCUUUCGCCACGUUCGGCGCCGGAGCUCCCAUCGGAGGAGUGCUCAGUCUGCUCAUCGGAGGUGCGCUUACGCAGUUGACAAAGACGGGGUGGAGGUCCAUCUUCUACUUUACCUCAUGCCUCGCGUUCGCCUGUUUUGCAGGCGGAGUCCUUGUCAUGCCGCCCGAUCCUCCUUCGACGGAGAAGGAUCGGCGAGUGGAUUGGCUCGGGGCUCUGUUGUCGACUGCAGGACUAGUCCUUAUUGUCUUCGUUUUGUCCGAUGGCGAGGAGGCGCCGAAUAAGUGGGCUACGCCUUAUAUCAUCGUCCUGCUCAUCCUCGGUGUCCUCCUGCUCGUCAUCUUCUCCUUCUGGCAGCUGUACCUUGAGCGAGUGCAGGACGACCCGAACGCGACGUACUCCGUGUGGACGCCGCCUCCGGUCAUGAGGAUGACCUUGCUGUCGAGGGGCCAUUGGCGGUAUGGCGCGCAGAUGCUCAUCGUGUUUACUACGUGGUCGUCGUUUAUUGGGUAUACUUUCUGGCAGAUGCUUUUCUACCAAGACUACCUUGGCCUAUCACCUCUGGCGGCGGCCAUUCGUCUCAUCCCCAUGCCAAUCACGGGUGUCAUCUGCAAUAUGCUUGUUGCCCUUCUGGUCGGCCGGGUACCAGUUGUGGUGCUUAUGGGUACCGGCACUAUGGCAACCACCCUCGCUAGUCUGCUCUUCGCAACUAUCUCGAACGCGGAACGGCCCUAUUGGGCCUACGGCUUCGUACCCGCGAUCAUCGCUGUGUUCGGGACUGAUUUCGUCUUCUCGGCUGGCACGAUCUUCGUGCAGAAGCUGUCGCAUCCACAUGAGCAGAGUGUCACUGGAGCGCUGUUUUCGACCAUGACGCAGCUUGGGUCCGCCUUCGGUCUGGCAAUCACUACGGUCGUGUAUAAUCGCAUCCAAAACAACCUAGGCGAGGACACCUAUCACCUCAAAUCAUUUCAUUCGGCUCACUUCACUGCCUUCGCACUCGGCAUCGUUGCUUGCUGCGUUACGAUCAUUUCCCUCCGCGGUGUCGGCAUAGUAGGGCACGUCAAAAAGAACAAGUUGGCGGACGGCGACCCUGAGAGGACUGCCGCCAACAGCACGGUCUCUGGAGCUAAAGAGGAGACUCUGGAAAAGGUCUAAGUAUUGGAUCCAGGCCUCUUCACUUUACGGAGCCUGUUCAACACGGCACGCCGCACACACUAGACACACUCACAUUAGACUAUAGAAUCGGGAUUUGUAGGGAACACCAUAGGUACAUGUAGCAUACUGACAUAGACGAUGACUGUAUGGAUUUCUGUUUUUGUUUUCACGAAUAUCAUGCCCGGCGCCCGGCGCGUCUCGACACGACCCGUCACACGCGUGACCGGACGCGUCAAUUACCCUUGC
Molecule: messenger RNA, 1994 nt
Organism: Schizophyllum commune H4-8
Lineage: Eukaryota; Fungi; Basidiomycota; Agaricomycetes; Agaricales; Schizophyllaceae
Product: MFS general substrate transporter
Exons: 11
Coding region: 33-1748 (571 amino acids)
Biological process (GO): transmembrane transport
Cellular component (GO): membrane
Molecular function (GO): transmembrane transporter activity
Source: RefSeq, a predicted model, not a curated record